AUGGUUAGUAUUACUGACUUUUUUGUUAAAGGUAACGCCAAAGGUGCUGCCAGGAAGAAGAAGAACGAUGAUGGUGGUGACACGAAAAAAACAACUAUCGAUAUAAUCGAUCUCGAUGACAGUGACUUGGACAUUGCUGAAGUGAAAUCUCCAGUUAAACGUGAGAGCAUCGUAAUUGAUACUCCUCCAUCUGUUAAGAAACAAAUCGAUAAAGUGAUCAAGAAGGAAGAAAAGCCACCAUCUAAGGUCCCAGUAAAAAAUAAAUCAUCGAAUGCAUCAGUUACCGCAGCAGACGUUUUGGCUACAAUCCCAUCUGUUGAUUUAUCAGAGGUUCAUAUUAAGGAAAAUGUUAAAUUUGAUUUUCGUGCAGCUGCUAUUUCUGGUGAUUCAGAGGUGAGCACUCAGGGUGAUUUUCCUGAAGGUCAGGAUAAUUGUCUAUUAGGACUAACUGUUGUCUUUACUGGUGUUCUACCAACGAUGGAGCGUGGUGCAGCAGAAAAUAUAGCAAGAAGAUAUGGUGCGAAGGUUACUAAAUCUAUAUCCGGUAAGACCUCUUUCGUUGUAUUGGGUGAUGAAGCAGGUCCAAAGAAAGUAGAAAAAAUUAGACAACUUAAAGUUAAGGCCAUCAAUGAGGAUGGUUUCAGGAAAUUAAUAGCCGGUAUGCCUGCAGACGGUGGAGAUGGUGACGCUGCUGAGAAGGCAAGAUUAAAGAAGCAGCAAGAAGAAGCGCGGGUGUUGAAAGAAGCAAAUGAAAUGGCUGAAGAGGCUGAAGAGAAGGAAUUGAAAAUUAAACAAGCAAGGUUAUCUGGUGAUUUUGUUAAGAGAGAAGACUUGAUUAGAGAACAAGACAAACUUUGGACAGUCAAAUAUGCCCCAACAAAUACGAAUCAAAUAUGUGGUAAUAAAUCGAGUGUUAAUAAGCUUAAAAAUUGGUUAAUCAAUUGGGAAGCUUCAAAAGCAUCAAAUUUUAAGAGUCCAGGUAGAGAUGGAUCUGGUAUUUUUAGAGCAGCCAUGCUAUAUGGUCCACCGGGUAUAGGUAAAACCACAGCCGCUCACCUCAUUGCUAAAGACUUAGGUUAUGAUAUUUUAGAACAAAAUGCUUCUGAUGUACGUUCUAAAUCACUGUUAAAUGCAGGCGUUAAGAACGCCCUUGAUAAUAUGUCUGUUGUUGGUUAUUUUAAAAACAAAGAUGAUGUAAAUGAUGUGAACGGUAAAAAAUUUGUAAUUGUGAUGGAUGAAGUUGACGGUAUGAGUGGUGGUGAUAGGGGUGGCGUGGGUAUACUAGCUCAAUUCUGUCGUAAGACUUCUACACCAUUGAUCUUGAUUUGUAAUGAGAGAAAUCAACCUAAAAUGAGGCCAUUUGAUAGAGUUUGUUUAGACGUUCAGUUUAGAAGACCUGAUGCAAAUAGUCUAAAAGCAAGAUUGAUGACAAUUGCAGUAAGAGAAAAAUUUAAACUAGAUCCUAAUGUGAUUGAUAAAUUAGUCCAAGCUACUAGAGGUGAUAUAAGACAAAUUAUUAAUUUACUUUCAACAAUAUCUAAAACCUCUAAAAAUAUUGAUCACACAAAUAUUUCAGAAAUAUCAAAAUCUUGGGAAAAGAAUAUAGCUUUAAAGCCUUUUGAUAUUGUUCAUCAAAUGUUAAGUGGUAGAAUAUAUUCCGAUCUAGGGGCUAAUACAUUUACACUAAACGAUAAAAUUGCAUUAUAUUUUGAUGAUUUUGAUUUUACACCAUUAAUGGUUCAAGAAAAUUACUUAAGUACAAGACCGUCAGUGUUAAAACCGAAUGAAAGUCAUUUGGAAGCAGUUGCCCAGGCUGCUGAUGCUAUAUCUUUGGGUGAUCUUGUAGAAAGAAAUAUUCGUUCAAGUGAACAACUAUGGGGUUUAUUACCAUUACACGCUGUAUUAUCCUCGGUACUGCCUUCAUCUAAAGUUGCCGGUCAGUUUGCCGGCAGAGUUAAUUUUACUGGUUGGUUGGGCCAAAAUUCUAAACGUAAUAAGUAUUACAGAUUAUUACAAGAAUUGCAAUAUCAUACACGUCUAAGUACAUCCUCGAAUAAGAUCAGCCUUAGGUUAGAAUAUAUGUCAACAUUUAAACAUAGACUACUGGAUCCGAUAUUGAAAGAUGGAUCAGACGGUAUACCAUCUGUUAUUUCUUUGAUGGAUGAUUAUUAUUUAACAAAAGAAGAUUGGGAUUACAUCAUGGAAUUCAUGGUCGGACCUGAAUCCACAGAUUUGUUACUGAAAAAAAUUCCAAGUACAGUUAAGAGUGGUUUUACAAGAAAGUACAAUAGUACUACACACCCUGUUGCCAUUUAUAGAGCAGGUGUCAGUACAACUGGUAGUACAACAACAGUGAAACCUGAUUUUGAAGACGUGGUGGAUGCAGAUGAUUCUGUACCAGCAACUGAUGAUACCGAGGACGGAAAGGACGACGAUUUAAAGAAAGAUAAAUUAAUCAAGCAGAAAAAAGCACCUGUCAAGAGAAAAGCAUCAUCCACAGCUACCAAGAAAGGAGCUGCCAAAAAGAAAAAGGCAUAG
Molecule: messenger RNA, 2538 nt
Organism: Tetrapisispora phaffii CBS 4417
Lineage: Eukaryota; Fungi; Ascomycota; Saccharomycetes; Saccharomycetales; Saccharomycetaceae
Gene: RFC1
Product: replication factor C subunit 1
Exons: 1
Coding region: 1-2538 (845 amino acids)
Biological process (GO): DNA repair; DNA replication
Cellular component (GO): DNA replication factor C complex; nucleus
Molecular function (GO): DNA binding; DNA clamp loader activity; ATP hydrolysis activity
Source: RefSeq, a predicted model, not a curated record